AAAGAAGAGAAAAGAAAAAGAAAAAGAAAUCCACCUUAGCUCUUAUUAGCAGGCCUUUUAUAAUCCGGAAAAGCUUAGAAGAAAAACCACUUCGAAAACCUGAAAAACAUCGCUUUGCCCUCUCUCCAGUCUUCAUCCAAGGGUGGUUUUGGGUGUUUAUCUCUCUAACUUUUGAAAGAAAAGUGGUUUUCUAAUGUCGAUCGAUUGGAAAGAAGCGUGCAAUUUGGGCGGGUUAUGGACAAACGAGAAGCAUUGGAAUUUCCUAAACUCCAUAGAAGCGACGUUUGUUAGUACGAUGGUGGAGAAUGGCGGUUUAAUGUAUCUUCAUCCUCCCCUUGAUCGCUACAUUCCUGACAGAUCUGACUCUACACUCGAUCUGCAAAGCCACAGAAAUAGUAGAAGGAAACGAGUUUAUUUCCCCGUCGGUGUUGAUGUCUUGCAUCCAAACACGACCUCCGACGACGCUGGAACGGAGGAAUGUAACAAAAGACGAUCAAGGCAACCACGAGAUGCAUCGGAAGAUCAGGUGGUCCCGCAGGUUUCAGACACGAAAGCUGAUAAGAUUAAUUGCAGCGAUGAGGAAGUCGCCGUCACAGAUGAAAAAGCUCUGUCAGCUUCGCCGUUAGACAGGAAGACAAGUUAGAAAUGGUUUCCUUUGGGAUUUUAUUUGAUAGAUUUUUAAUUAAAAGAUUAGGUUUAGAUUUUUCAGAAUAGUUUUUGGAGAAUCGGAGAUGAUUAGGAGCUGCUUCAGAUUUUUGGCUUUCCAGGCUCAGGUUUGAUAAUUUGUUAUCAGGAAAUAACAAAUUAUGGAAUUUCUAGAAUUUUUUUUUUUUUUUUUUGCCCUUUCCUUCUUCUUGGCUUCUUGCCAUUAUAAUAAUGUUUGUUUCCUGAUCUUUUCAUAAUUUAAUACUCUUUCUUACCAAA
This is a messenger RNA of Macadamia integrifolia, 924 nucleotides long. RefSeq lists its product as uncharacterized. Lineage: Eukaryota; Viridiplantae; Streptophyta; Magnoliopsida; Proteales; Proteaceae. The transcript has 3 exons. The coding region runs from base 194 to 643 and encodes 149 amino acids. The record is from RefSeq and is a predicted model, not a curated record.